This is a messenger RNA of Dictyostelium discoideum AX4, 2667 nucleotides long. RefSeq lists its product as hypothetical. The transcript has a single exon. The record is from RefSeq and is a predicted model, not a curated record. Lineage: Eukaryota; Evosea; Eumycetozoa; Dictyosteliales; Dictyosteliaceae. The coding region runs from base 1 to 2667 and encodes 888 amino acids.
AUGAUAGAAAGUAAAUUAUUUUACAUUAUAGCGGAGAAAGUUAAAAGGAAUUGUGAAUAUUUAAUAUUUGAUAUAACCAAACCAAAUCUAAUUGAAAUUUUCAAGGCAAUCAAAAAUGAUAAAAUUUUUUAUAUUCAAUUUUUUAAACUUUAUAAAAAAGAAAUCGAUAGAUUUAAUAAGAAUAAUGAUAAUGUUGGUUACUAUUAUGAUAAUGAAUAUGAAAGUUUCAUAGUCAAUCAAUUAAUUGAAUCUAGGAAUUUACAAGCAAUUAAAAUAUUAGUUGAUACAUUUAAAUAUAAACCAAAUUUGAAUAACCUAUUAAAUUCAAUUUAUUCAGGUUCAUUCAAAAUAAUUGAAUACUUUAUGAUGAUGAAAAAUCAUUUUCAAUUAUCAAAUAUUUCAAUUACAAAAUCUUUAAAAAAUAAAUUUGAUUCAAAUUCUUUUAAUGGUUUAUUAUAUUAUUCAAAUCUAUUUACAAUUUUAAAUAAUAGUGAUAGUGGUAGUGCUAGUGGUAUUGGUAGUGGUAUAACAGUUCAUUUUAUAUGUGACAGAAUUCAAAAUUCAGAUUUUAAAAUAAUUGAAAAUUUUACAAUAAAACAAUUAAUUUCAAUUUGUAAAUUAUUUUUUAAAUAUAAUCCAAAUAAUAAUAAUAAUUUAAUUUCAGUUCAAGAAAUUGAUGAAUUCAUCAUUAAAAAUAAAAUUAAAAUUAAAAAUCAAACUUUAAAAUCAAUUAUAUUAAAAUUAUUAAUAAAUAAUCAUGAUGAUGACAAUAGUAAUGACAAUAGUAAUAAUAAUAAUAAUAAUAAUAAUAAUAAUAAUAAUAAUAAUAAUAAUAAUAAUAAUAAUAAUAAUAAUAAUAAUAAUAAUAAUAAUAAUAAUAAUAAUAAUAAUAAUAAUAAUAAUAAUAAUAAUAAUAAUAAUAAUAAUAAUAAUAAUAAUAUAGAAGGGAUUAAAGAAUUUAUAAUAAAAUUAUUAGAUUUAUUUUAUUCAAUGUAUAAACACAAGAAAACACCAAUUAUAGAUAUUUUAUAUAAUGAAGAUUUAAAUAACAUUAAAACAAUUAGCUUUUGUUUUAAAUUACAUUAUUAUUUAAAAUUAUCAUUAAGAUUUGGCGCACCUACUUUAUUUAUUAAAUGUUAUAGAUUUAAUAAGGAUAGAUGUUUAGAAUCAUUUUUAAUAAAACAAUUUAGAAAAACAUAUUCAAAUUCAAAUUCAAAUUCAAAAACAGUAUUAUUCUCACAUUGUAAUAAUAAAGAAAAACAAAUUGAAUUUAUAAAUCAAGUUAUUAAAUUUAAAAAUGAUCUUCCAAAUCCACUUUUAUUUUUUUAUUUAGUUAUUAGUUUUGAUAGUUUAGAGUUAAUAAAAAUGGUAGAAAAAGGAUUUACAGAUAAUAAUAAUAAUAAUAACAACAAUAAUAAUAACUUACUCGAAUAUAAAGAAACCUAUAAUAAUAAAAUACCAUUCAUAAUUACACGUUAUAUUAGAUCAAUACAGGUAAUGGAAUAUUUAUUUGAAAAUCAUAAAAAUCAUUUUAUUCAAACCUCUUCAUCUUCAUAUAUUAGUUUUUUUAUUAAUUUAAAUUUAUUCAAACAUUUUGAAAAAUUAAUUAAAAUUGAACAAAAUGAAAAUGAAUUUUAUGAUAGCAAUAAUAAUAAUCCAAAUAAUAACGAUAUCUCCAAUAAUAAUAACAAUAAUAAUAAUCCAAAUAAUAAUAUUAGAAAUUUAAAUGGUAAAAUUUAUAAAAUUCAAAGUUUUAAUCCAUUUGGUAAUUGGUUUACAAAGGAACAUCAUUCAAUUGAAAUUGUUCAAUAUAUACUUUCAAAACCAAAUUAUUAUAAGAUAGAAUAUAGUCAAUUUUAUUCAAAUUGUGAUUAUUGGUAUCCUUCUAACGGUGGUGAUAAUUUUAGAUUAAAAAUGUAUAAAUUAAUUGCGCUACAUGCAAUUAAUCAACCAGAGGUACUUUCGAAUAUGGAAAUUACCCUACCGAUUAGAUCAAUGUCGUUAUGUCUUUUAAAGUUAUUGAAUUGGUUAUUCAUUAAUUUUAAUGACCAACUUUUACCAAAAAGUAGUGUUUUUAGUAAAGGUAGAUUCAUUUCAACAGGUAUAAUUCAUCGUUAUAUUAAAACAAUUGUAACCACUUGUGAUUACAAUGAUAAGUAUUUAUAUUUCGGUGAUUUUCAUAAUAUACCUUAUUACGCUUCAGAAUUUGGUAAUUUAUAUUUAAUUGAUAAAAUUUUUAAUAGAUUCGUUUUAGAUGAACCAUAUUUAAAAGAAAAUCAAAAAUCAAUUGAAAAUGUAAUCUAUUUAAUGAUUUUAACAAUCAUUAAAAAAUCAAGAUUUUAUAUUUUAAAAUAUAUUUUUAAAAAUUAUAGUAUUGUUUUUAAAAGUAAUAAUAAUAAUAAUAAUAAUAAUAAUAAUAAUAAUAAUAAUAAUAAUAAUAAUAAUAAUAAUAAUAAUAAUAAUAAUAAUAAUAAUAAUAAUAAUAAUAAUAAUAGUAUUUUAUCUUCAAUUAAUUUGAAAAAUUUAUUAUUUGAAUCUCUUAAACUUGGUCAAAUUAAAACUUCAGAGUUUCUUUUCCAAUUUACAGAUAUUUCAAAUGAUGAAUUUAAAAGAGUUGCAAGUAAAAAUUCAAUUAAUCAUUUUGGUAAAAGAUUUACUAAAAAGUAA